AUGGUAUCACCGGUCGAGGAUUUCAGCAAGCUGUUAGAUGUCAUUGUUGUUGGAUCCGGGGUUGCUGGUGUCUCGGCGGCCAUCGAGGCAGCAGCCAGAGGGUUAGAGGUGGUGGUUCUUGAAGCUGAAAGCACUCUAGGUGGGGCUUCUAUCAUCAGCGGAGGAGCUUGCUGUUUUGUUGGCACCUCGCUACAACAGGAACACAAAGUCCUAGAUUCCGUCGAGCUGGCACUUGCAGACUGGAUCAAGUUUGGUGGCCCGACCGCGGACGUGGCAUGGGCACGCAAAUACCUCGAAAACAGCCGCGUCGACGUGUGCGAAUGGCUAGAGGACAUGGGUGUCCGCUGGGCAACUCUGAUGCAGCCUGAAGGCAACAGCGUGCCACGAUGGCAUCUCCCUGAGGGUUGGGGUCAGGCAAUCAUGUCGAGAUUGAUCGAGAAGGCAAGGACUCUAGGCGUCAGUUUCAAGACCCACGCUUGCGUGGAACGACUUAUCAUUGAAAACGAGAACGUGAAGGGGGUCGACGUUGUUUUCCGCGAUGCUGUGCACACGCUCCUCGCGGCAAAUGUCAUUAUAAGCACAGGAGGCUUCUCUGGGAACAUCGACAAAGUCAUGGAUUGGGCACCCUACUUGCGCAAUUUCUCACGGGUUCUCAGCGGAGGCUCAGUCACAGCUAAAGGGUUAGGGCAUGAUAUGCUCCUCAGAGAUACUGGAGCCGAUCUUAUUUGCUUGGACCAUAUCUGGGUGUAUCCUGCAGGUACACCAGACCCCACCGAUCCUGAAGGCAAAAGAGGCUUGGGAGUGCGAGCCUUUCGCAGGGAGAUUUGGCUGAACAGCGAAGGGAGGCGAUUCCACAACGAACAACUCAAGGGUCCUCACUCUGGAACCCCAGCUCUAUCAUCCCAGCCCGGUCAGACAUUUUGGGCGGUCUUCCCUCAGUCUGACAUUGACGACCUAGAAAUAAUCAACAAUCCUGACUUCUUCCCACCUCCGCCUGCUGGGCACACUCCCGCAGCGGUAAAGAAUUUCUGGAAGGACUCAGCACAUGCCUGGCUAGCCAAGGAUAUCAAUGAGUUGUCCCAGGCCAUUGGGCUUCCUAGCAAUAAUGUGCGCCAAACCAUUGAUGCGUUCAAUGCCGAUAUCAUUGCAGGUCUGUCGCAUGACUCACAGUUUGGCCGCCCUCUUGCUGGUCAUGUGCCUUUGACCAAAGAUCUUGCAGCUAUCCAGCUUUUUCCGAUGGCCCAAAAGACCUUUGGUGGUGUUCGCACGGAUCUGGAGUGCCGAGUGCUGAAUCGGUCGACGAAUAGGCCCAUAUCUGGACUAUACGCUGCAGGAGAAGUAGCAGGGAUGGCCGGAGGGUGUAUCAACGGACGCUCUGCGCUCGAGGGAACAAUGUAUGGGCCCUGCAUCUACUCGGGGCGAGUCGCCGGAAGGGCUGUAGGUCGAAGACACGACAUCCUUGAUUCGGGAUCGAGGAAGGCCCUAGUGAGCAAAUAG
Fonsecaea multimorphosa CBS 102226 is the source of this 1497-nucleotide messenger RNA. RefSeq lists its product as uncharacterized. Lineage: Eukaryota; Fungi; Ascomycota; Eurotiomycetes; Chaetothyriales; Herpotrichiellaceae. The record is from RefSeq and is a predicted model, not a curated record. The transcript has a single exon. The coding region runs from base 1 to 1497 and encodes 498 amino acids.